Molecule: messenger RNA, 915 nt
Organism: Parnassius mnemosyne (clouded apollo)
Lineage: Eukaryota; Metazoa; Arthropoda; Insecta; Lepidoptera; Papilionidae
Source: the annotation of a GenBank genome assembly
AUGGAACAUCCUUCUGGAUCUUCGAGAAGCUUUAAAAGUGGACUAAUUGACUUUACAGCUGGAUCACUAGGUGGUGUAGCAGUGGUAUAUGUAGGUCAACCAUUAGACACAGUAAAGGUUAAGAUGCAAACGUUUCCACAACUAUAUAAGGGGAUGUUUGACUGUUUAAAACAAACGCUAAGAAAUGACGGAAUAAUCAGGGGACUAUAUGCAGGCACCACCCCAGCCAUAAUGGCCAAUGUAGCUGAGAAUUCAGUGCUUUUUGCAGCAUAUGGCUAUUGUCAAAAGUUCAUUUGUCAAGUUACUGGUACUGAGAACAUAGAGCAGCUUUCAACAGUGGGUAAUGCUACAGCAGGUUUCCUGGCAGCGUUUUUUUCAUCCUUCACACUUUGUCCAACGGAAUUGAUUAAGUGCCAACUUCAAGCUAUGAGAGAAGUCAAUGUGCAGGGCUCACAAACAGCUAUAAAAGUGACGCCACUGCAGCUCUCGCAACAAAUAUUCAAACAAUAUGGAAUACAAGGCCUAUUUAGAGGCCUAGUACCGACAAUAAUGAGAGAAAUGCCGGGAUAUUUUUUCUUUUUCGGUGGAUAUGAAGGGACUAGGGCAUUAUUAGCAAAACCAGGCCAAGCGAAAGAAGAUAUUGGUUUUCUAAAGACAAUGGUUGCUGGGGCCGUUGGGGGCUGCGUCUUGUGGACUGUUAUUUUCCCCACCGACGUAAUUAAAUCUCGUGUUCAAAUAUCGAACAAAAAACAAAAAUUUCUUACUGUCGGAUAUGAAAUAGUGAAAAAUGAAGGUGUUUUGGCUCUUUACAACGGCCUAAAGCCAACUCUAAUAAGGACUAUACCCGCCACAGCUGCUUUAUUCGUAGUGUACGAAUAUUCGAAGAAAAUUAUGCACCAAGCGUUUGGAGAUUAA